Cynara cardunculus var. scolymus (artichoke) is the source of this 2045-nucleotide messenger RNA. RefSeq lists its product as uncharacterized. Gene Ontology annotation, cellular component: chloroplast. The record is from RefSeq and is a predicted model, not a curated record. NCBI's taxonomy places the organism in Eukaryota, Viridiplantae, Streptophyta, Magnoliopsida, Asterales, Asteraceae. Gene Ontology annotation, molecular function: RNA binding; RNA methyltransferase activity. Bases 211 to 1953 code for a protein of 580 amino acids. The transcript has a single exon. Gene Ontology annotation, biological process: rRNA methylation.
GUAUCAUAACUUAUCUUAUAUACUUUGAGAUGGAAUUCAAAGGUGCAACAAUGGCGGAUUGAUCUCCAGAUCUUCACGAAUGGAGCUGUAAUUCAAACGAUUAAUCGUAACAGGUCAAUUCUUCCUUCUUUCGAAAGUUACAGAAAUCUUUCAAUUUCUUUGAUUCUCGAACCAUCAACUGGUUUUGUACUUCUUUCAAUUGCUGUUAUCAUGUACUGUAAUUUUACCAAGUGUCAAGCUUUCCCUUUCGCCAUUAGAGCUUCUUCCCAACAACCAAAAUGCUUUUUACCAUUUUACACAAAACCCAAAAAAAUUCCCCAAUUUUUACCUACUUCAAGUAGGGGAAAACCCUUUAGAACUCGUUCGUUUUGGUUUAUCGAGAAAACCCAUGAGUAUUGUUUGUUAUUAGGGCGUGGAGAUAGAGAUGGUUCAGUUAGCUUCGAUUCGCAACAGGUUGGGAAGAAGAAGAUAGAACAGAUAUAUGCUGCAAAAAGAGAAUGUUUUUCAAAUGGGUUUCACUCUAAACCUAGAAAUUUUUCGAUUUCUUAUGCUCGAAAAGUGGCUGAAGGAAUUGGGUCUGGGAAACCCCUUCCUUGGUUAGCUAAAGAUAAAGAUAAGGAAGUGAAAGACCCUGAAAGAUCCGCUGCAACGAGGCGGUCGUCGUGGGAGGAAUCAGCCGAAAAGGUUUCGAGAAAUGGCGUAGAGAAUAGGGAAAAGGAUAGGAGGAAUGUUAGAAGGAAAGAUCAGAAAAAAAGUAGGAAUCUUGAAGAUGAACCAGUCACAGGGAAGGUCAUUCGAUCUUCUUGGCAGGAAUCCGCUGAAAAGUUUGUGAAAAAUGGUGUUGAGAAUAGGGAAAAAGGUAGGAGAUUCGAUGAAAGAAACGAUCAUAGGGAAAAAAGGAGGUCUGAAAACGAUUCUGAUGUAGAAACUCAAGAACUUGAUAAUCCCAGAUGGUAUGAGAUCAGAGAUAGGUUCGAUAGAUACGAUUCAGUGGCUGAUGAACAAAAUGGGAACGAGUUUCGUAAGUUUAAUAGGCAAGAUAAUUGGGGAAAGAAGGUAUGGAAAGAAGCGACUGAAUCUAGCAUACCGAAAAUGGUCGGUGAAUGUGUCUAUGGAGUUGGCCCUGUUCUUGCUGCGCUAACAGCAAAUCGAAGAGAAUUCUAUGUUUUAUACGUCCAAGAAGGGAUCGAUUUGAGUGGAAAUAACAGGAAGAAGAAGGAUAAAAAAGGGUUUGAGAAAGUUUUGAAAGUUGCCGAGAAACUCGGGUUAACGAAAAAAGAAGUAUCAAAACACGAUCUUAACAUGAUUGUUGACAACCGGCCUCAUCAGGGUCUGGUUCUUGAUGCUUCACCGUUAGAAAUGGUGAAUAUUCGUGAAUUAGACCGUGUAGUGACCGAUGAACAAGAAGGGUGCCCUCUUUGGUUGGCGUUAGAUGAGGUUAUGGAUCCUCAAAACUUGGGUGCUAUAAUUCGGUCCUCCUACUUCUUUGGUGCAUCCGGGGUCGUUCUUUGUGCCAAGAACUCUGCACCGCUUAGUGGGGUUGUAAGCAAAGCGAGCGCCGGUUCACUUGAGCUUACCGAGCUUAGAUCUUGCAAGAAUAUGAUGCAGUUCUUGGUUUCUUCAGCCGAAAACGGUUGGAGGGUUCUUGGUGGUUCGGUUUCGUCACGAGCCGUGGCUGUGGAUGAGGUGACCACCAGUGAGCCCACGAUUCUUGUGUUGGGGAGUGAGGGAACGGGGUUGAGACCAUUGGUCGAAAGGUCGUGCACCCAGUUGGUUAAGAUUCGUGGGAAUAUUCCGGUACAUUUGAGUGCUGAAUCGGAAGGGGUGGAGACUGCGGAGGUGGGAUCGUUUGUCGCUGUCGAAAGCUUGAACGUGAGCGUGGCAGCCGGUGUUCUUCUUCAUCAUUUGGUUGGAGUUAAUAGCAGCAAGAUUGCAAAUGAGAUCGAGGGUUGAUUCUUUUUGGUUCGUUUUAUGUUCCAGCUUAAUGAACUUAACGAGACUCACGGUUUAUUCGGUCAACUAUAUACGAUUGUUUGAUUGUGGCU